UCCUUGCUCGAAGAGCGCAGGCUGCUAUCGAUUUGCUGAAAAGUGCGCUAAAUGCUGCGACAGUUCCCUAAUCCAUGCCAAUUUGUUUCCUCCCUGUCCUGCCCCGUUUCGUUUCCAAUUAUUUCACCAAUUGGAAAAUGUGCAUAAUGUGAAGGCGAGUGACGCGUCCAGUUAAUCCAUUUAGAAGACAAUUUUAGUCGAGAUGGGGAGCAUGCAGGGCUUCUCCCUCGCCGUGACCCAUUGGAGCUUCGGGAUUAUCAUCCUAGUCGGCCUAGUUUCCUCCAAUUUCUCCUCAGCUGAGGCCAUUCUGGGGGUUUUGCUGGCUGGUUGUGCUUCCACGCUUUCAGCUAUAUGUAGUUAUACGCCGGAUGCCAGCGAGUUGCCUAAACCACAGCGAACUUUGCUCAAUUUCCUGAUCCUUUGGCUGGAUGUUCUCAGCAACUUGGCGGCGGCUGCUGCAUGUGCUCGCGUGACUAGCGCUUCCAUUGACGUCCUGACCAAGAAUCACUUCAGGGAGCUGUUGCUUGGAAUGGAGCAGAGUGUGCUAGAUGAGCGCUGGCCCGACCUGGUGGGAGUCCUGGUCAUUCUAAUGGCCACUAUUAUCCGCAUGUUGGGCUUCGAGGUCGUCCACAAGUUCAGUGGGGCGGUGCUAUUUCUGGGGCUGCUCACCUACUUUGCCAUCUUCACCGUCAUCGGCAGCUUCCACACGGUAAACUCUUUUGAACAGUGGGUGGAUUCCCUGAAGCUUCACUCCUCAGUUGAGGUGUUGAGAGCCGGUGCGUUUUGCGCAUUCGCCUUCGUCCACAAACUGCCCACCACCACGAGAAACAACGGGCUGAAAAUCUUCACCAUUCUCUUCAUGCCAUUGUUGUUCUACGUCGUCCUUAUCAUUGUGUUCUCCUUCAUGACGCACUACAAGGAGCUGGAAGGUACCGCCAUCCCGCUGGUCAAAGUGUUCCAGAAUCGGGACGUGAACUGGGCCUGGCUGGCAAUUGCAUGGUUAACCGAAUGCCUCCCGAUUGUGUUGGUCAUCCAAAUCUUCCCUAGCGUCUACUUCGCCUUCCUUCGUUUGGCCAGCAAGGAGUGGAAGGUGUUUGUCAGCUCCAUUCAGUAUCAGAGCUUCUUGACUGGGGCGCCGGUGUUGGCCAUUUUUCCCGCAGGGAGUUUGAUGGCCAUUCUGGCCUUUGCCUGCCCUCUGGCUUAUCUGCUCAAGCUGCUCAAUGUGGCCUGUUUGCUGAAGUGCGCCCUUGCGUCCUGCUCCUUGAUGAACAACAGAUACCGGCCGGAUGUGUUGCACGCCCACCUUCAAGCUUUCCCAACAGCGAACGUGAAUUACAGCAAACUGGGGCCCCAGUCCAAGCCAGUAUCGCGGCAUCUGAUCAGCUUCAAGGAGCGAGUUAAGGGCCUGUUUAGGAAGACGCCUCAGUACAUCCACAAGCUCAGCUCCCCAAAAGGGCCCAGCCUGACGGUAGGCCGACCGCUUACAGAGGAGCAGGAGUGUCUGCUGUUCAAAGACGUCGAAAUCAACCAAGCGGCGCUGAGUUUUGAGAUGGGCGAGGGCAGCAAUUCGGAAACGGAGGAAAACGAAAUGGAGGCGCUGUCGGCCAGCGAUGAGGAGAGUUCGACGGACAUUGAUGGCAUCGUUGAGGAGUACAAGGAGGGAGUGAGGUUGAAGGUGGCCACCAUGGGGAGCUUCAAGCGCGCCACGCCGUCCACGAAAUUGACUCAAUUGGUUUUCUUGGUCUUUAUGACGGUGAUUGUGCUGAAUGCUGCCAGCAUUGCGCUGUCCAUCCAGAUAGUCAAGCGCUACUAUUGGGUGGAAAUACUUGCGCUCGCCCUGUGCAUCGUUGUGAUCAGCUGCCUGCCGGAAAACUCGGCGGAAAAGUCCAAGCCGUCACUGUUGCCGUCCUUCCUGUUUCCCCUGGGCCAUUCUUUGUCAAUUAAUGCCAACAUUCUGCUGGCUUCUAUGCUGCUUCCCAGCGUGUGGCUGGGGGUGGUGAUCUGGACGUUGUCAGGCCUGCUGCUCUACUGGAAGUGCGAUUGUUGCAAAUGCGAGCUCUUGGAGCCUUUGGUAGAACGCGUCACCUCCAAAGUGGACCCCCAGCAUGUGCUCUACCAGUACCAGGACAGCUUGGUUGAAAGCAUUGUAAUAGCCAGCUGACAUCCGGAGUGCUUCGACGACGACAGCUUGAUCACAGACUCUGAUGAGGCCAAUUAGGAGUUGGUCAGUCAACUAUGGUUAGUUACAUAAGUUUGAUGUUUACUGCGGCCUGUAGUGGCAGGAAAAAGGGCCUAAUUUAUGCGUGUACAUACAUAAGAUCUAUUUUCGAAUUUUAUUAGGGCAUAGCUGUAAGAAGUAAGAAAGAGCCUCUGAGAGAGUUAA
Messenger RNA from Dendroctonus ponderosae (mountain pine beetle), 2383 nucleotides. RefSeq lists its product as uncharacterized. The record is from RefSeq and is a predicted model, not a curated record. Bases 203 to 2161 code for a protein of 652 amino acids. Lineage: Eukaryota; Metazoa; Arthropoda; Insecta; Coleoptera; Curculionidae. The transcript has 10 exons. Gene Ontology annotation, molecular function: amino acid transmembrane transporter activity. Gene Ontology annotation, cellular component: plasma membrane. Gene Ontology annotation, biological process: amino acid transport.